AUGGCCGACGUAGAGAUGAAGGACUCUACUGCGAGUGCCUCGUCCAAAGGCAAGGCGGUUGUCAAGGACUCCAGCGAUGGCAAGAAGAAGUUUGAGGUCAAAAAAUGGAACGCCGUGGCCCUCUGGGCUUGGGAUAUCGUGGUAGAUAACUGUGCCAUUUGCCGAAACCACAUUAUGGACUUGUGCAUCGAGUGUCAAGCCAACCAAGGCUCAUCAACGACGGAGGAGUGCACCGUCGCCUGGGGUAUCUGCAACCACGCAUUCCACUUCCACUGCAUCUCGCGAUGGCUGAAGACCCGCCAGGUCUGCCCACUUGACAACCGAGACUGGGAAUUCCAGAAAUACGGCCGGUAA
Messenger RNA from Penicillium maclennaniae, 354 nucleotides. Its product is annotated as SCF ubiquitin ligase complex subunit HRT1. The transcript has 4 exons. Gene Ontology annotation, molecular function: zinc ion binding; cullin family protein binding; ubiquitin protein ligase activity. Lineage: Eukaryota; Fungi; Ascomycota; Eurotiomycetes; Eurotiales; Aspergillaceae. The record is from RefSeq and is a predicted model, not a curated record. Bases 1 to 354 code for a protein of 117 amino acids. Gene Ontology annotation, biological process: protein ubiquitination; ubiquitin-dependent protein catabolic process. Gene Ontology annotation, cellular component: cullin-RING ubiquitin ligase complex; nucleus.